AUGACCAUCGUUCAUAUAGUCCUAUUCAAGUUUAUCCCCGGUGUUACCGAACAGCAUAAGUCGGCAUUUGUUACAGAGCUCAAGAAGCUCAAAGAAUUACCCUGUGUCAAGGAUAAUCGACUCCUCGUUGGGGGUCCCUCUAUAACUACGCCAAUCCAGAGAAGUAACGGUUAUGAAUUUGCGUUAGUCAGCUAUCAUGACAAUCGGGCGGCACUUGAGCAAUACCAGUCCUGCAAGGAACACGUCCAGUGA
This is a messenger RNA of Penicillium macrosclerotiorum, 252 nucleotides long. RefSeq names its product Dabb family protein. The transcript is spliced from 2 exons. NCBI's taxonomy places the organism in Eukaryota, Fungi, Ascomycota, Eurotiomycetes, Eurotiales, Aspergillaceae. The record is from RefSeq and is a predicted model, not a curated record. Bases 1 to 252 code for a protein of 83 amino acids.